AUGGCCUCCAAGUUCCUGCGAGAGUAUAAGUUGGUGGUUGUUGGUGGUGGUGGUGUCGGAAAAUCGUGCUUGACCAUCCAACUGAUCCAGAGCCACUUCGUGGACGAGUACGACCCGACAAUUGAAGACUCCUACCGCAAGCAGUGUGUUAUCGACGAUGAGGUUGCUCUCUUAGACGUUCUCGAUACGGCAGGCCAGGAGGAGUAUUCGGCAAUGCGGGAACAGUACAUGCGCACCGGCGAGGGCUUCCUGCUCAUCUACUCGAUCACAUCGCGUCAAUCCUUUGAAGAAAUCAUGACCUUCCAACAGCAGAUCCUGCGCGUCAAGGACAAGGACUAUUUCCCCAUCAUUGUUGUCGGCAACAAGUGCGAUUUGGACCGGGAGCGUGUUGUCUCGGAGCAAGAGGGUGAAGCCCUGGCCCGACAGUUCGGUUGCAAGUUCAUCGAGACCUCCGCCAAGUCCCGCAUCCACGUCGAAGACGCUUUCUACGACCUCGUCCGCGAGAUCCGCCGCUACAACAAGGAAAUGUCGUCCUACCCCUCCGGCUCCGGAGCCUUCGGCGCUCGCGCCCCGGACAACAAGAUGGACGUGAGCGAGCCCGGUGAGAGCGCUGGUUGCUGCUCCAAGUGUGUCAUCAUGUAA
This is a messenger RNA of Penicillium daleae, 642 nucleotides long. Its product is annotated as Ras family protein. Gene Ontology annotation, molecular function: GTPase activity; GDP binding; GTP binding. The record is from RefSeq and is a predicted model, not a curated record. The transcript has 4 exons. Gene Ontology annotation, biological process: signal transduction. The coding region runs from base 1 to 642 and encodes 213 amino acids. Lineage: Eukaryota; Fungi; Ascomycota; Eurotiomycetes; Eurotiales; Aspergillaceae. Gene Ontology annotation, cellular component: plasma membrane.